Molecule: messenger RNA, 3162 nt
Organism: Molossus molossus (Pallas's mastiff bat)
Lineage: Eukaryota; Metazoa; Chordata; Mammalia; Chiroptera; Molossidae
Gene: POLK
Product: DNA polymerase kappa
Exons: 14
Coding region: 225-2624 (799 amino acids)
Biological process (GO): error-prone translesion synthesis
Cellular component (GO): nucleus
Molecular function (GO): DNA-directed DNA polymerase activity; damaged DNA binding
Source: RefSeq, a predicted model, not a curated record
AUGAAUUUUAGAACAGCUCGUCAAAUUGCAUGGAAAAUCAUAUGGGGAUUUGGAUUGAGAAUGCACUUGAUUUGUGAAGAAAAUAACAUCUUCACAGUAUUCUUAGGAUUGGUCAGGCACUUCAUACAAUCUGACUUAUUCAUAACAAACCAUAUAAGGGGUCCAGAUUUUAUGGAAAUGAACUCAAGAAAGAAAAGCAAGUCAACCAACGAAUUGAAAAUAUUAUGCAACAAAAAGCUCAAAUUACCAGUCAGCAGCUAAGGAAGGCACAAUUACAGGUUGACAGAUUCGCAAUGGAAUUGGAACAGAGCCGGGAUCUGAACAAUACCAUAGUGCAUAUUGACAUGGAUGCUUUCUAUGCAGCUGUAGAAAUGAGGGACAAUCCAGAAUUGAAGGAUAAACCCAUUGCUGUAGGAUCAUCAAGUAUGUUGACUACUUCAAAUUACCAUGCAAGGAGGUUUGGAGUUCGUGCAGCCAUGCCAGGAUUUAUUGCUAAACGGCUCUGCCCACAACUUAUUAUAGUGCCUCCAAACUUUGACAAAUACCGAGCUGUGAGUAAAGAGGUUAAGGAAAUACUUGCUGAUUAUGAUCCCAAUUUUAUGGCCAUGAGUCUUGAUGAAGCCUACUUGAAUAUAACAAAGCACUUACAGGAAAGAAAAAAUUGGCCUGAGGACAAAAGAAAGUAUUUCAUCAAAACAGGGAACUCUCUAGAAAAUGAUAAACCAGGAAAGGAAGUUAAUAAACUGAGUGAGCAUGAACGAUCCAUCUCUCCAUUACUUUUUGAAGAUAGUCCUCCUGAUUUGCAGCCUCCAGGAAAUACUUCCCAGGUGAACAGUGAAGAACAAAAUAAUUCUCAAAUACUUCAAAACUCAGUUGUUUUUGGAACAUCCGCCGAGGAAGUGGUAAAGGAAAUUCGUUUCAGAAUUGAGCAAAAAACAACACUGACAGCCAGUGCAGGCAUUGCCCCAAAUACAAUGUUAGCAAAAGUAUGCAGUGAUAAGAAUAAACCAAAUGGACAAUACCAAAUUCUCCCCAAUAGACAAGCCGUGAUGGACUUCAUCAAGGACUUACCCAUUAGAAAGGUUUCUGGAAUAGGAAAAGUUACAGAGAAAAUGUUAAAGGCUCUUGGAAUUAUUACUUGUACAGAACUCUACCAACAGAGGGCAUUACUUUCUCUUCUUUUCUCUGAAACAUCUUGGCAUUAUUUUCUUCGUAUUUCUAUGGGUCUAGGUUCAACACAUCUGACAAGGGAUGGAGACAGGAAAAGCAUGAGUGUUGAGAGGACAUUCAGUGAGAUAAGUAAAGCAGAGGAACAGUACAGCUUGUGCCAGGAACUUUGCAGUGAACUUGCUCAAGAUCUGCAGAAAGAAGGACUUAAGGGUAGAACUGUUACCAUUAAGCUGAAGAAUGUGAAUUUUGAAGUAAAAACUCGUGCAUCUACAGUUUCAUCUGUUGUGUCUACUGCAGAAGAAAUAUUUGCUAUUGCUAAAGAAUUGCUAAGAACAGAAAUUAAUGCUGAUUUUCCACAUCCCUUGAAAUUAAGACUCAUGGGUGUGCGACUAUCUAGUUUUCCCAAUGAAGAAGAUAAGAAACACCAACAACAGAGUAUUGUUGGUUUCUUACAGGCUGGAAACCAAACCCUGUCAGCCACUGGGUGUAUGGAGAAAACUGACAAAGAUCAGUUUUUAAAACCUGUAGAAAUUUCUGAUAAGAAGAGUUUCUUUGAUAAAAAACGAUCGGAAAGGAAAUGGAGCCACCAAGACACAUUUAAAUGUGAAACUAUGAAUAGGAAAGGUAUACAGACAUCACAAUCAUUCCAAGUUUUAAAGAAGAAAAUGGGUGAGAAUUUGGAAACAUCAGAAAAUUCAGAUAACAAUCAGAUAUUUACCUGUCCUGUUUGCUUUAGGGAGCAAGGAAGCAUCAAUCUGGAAGCUUUUAAUAAACAUGUAGAUACAUGUCUCGAUGGACCUUCGAUGAAUGAAAUAUUCCCAUGUUUACGUGCUUCCUCUACAGAAGUUAACAAGAAAGAAAAUGUACAUCAUUCUUUUUCACUCUGUAAAAAUCAGGAUUAUGAAACCCAUCAGAAUAAUACAGAAGUCACGUCAGCAGAUUGUGUCAAAUUGGUAGAGACUACAGGUAAUCCAUCUAAAACAGAAAGUAUAGAUGCUUUAACUAAUAAGCACAGCAAAGAGGAAUGUUCUAGUCUUCCAAACACAUCCUUUAAUAUUGAACACUGUCAUCAGAAUUCUUCUUGUAUUGUUUCAUUGGAAAAUGAAGAUGCCGGGUCAUUGAGAAGGCAAGAACCCCUCCAGCCUUAUUCACAUGAUGUGAUAACAGGCCAGGCUCUAAUUUGUCCUGUUUGUAACCUAGAACAAAAGACUUCAGAUCUUACUCAGUUCAAUGUGCAUGUGGAUAUUUGCUUAAAUAAAGGCAUUAUCCAGGAACUGAAAAAGGAUAAAGUUAAUCCAGUAAACCAACCCAAAGAAAGCACCAAAAGUACUGGUAACUCAGGCAGAGUACAGAAGACUGUAACAAAACCCAAAAGGUCAGGAUUGAUGUACUCAGCAUCAAAGAAAAUAAAACCAAACAAUCCCAGACACACCCUUGAUAUAUUUUUUAAAUGAACAUUGAACAUUUUAUCAUUAAUUUUUAAUUGAAACUUGUUUUUUAUAAUCACUGAAGCUAUUCUUCCUCAUUUUAAGUUUACAGAUUCAUUUAGUGAAAGGCCAAUGCAGUAAUCCCUCCCCAGUGGUAUGUCCCUUACAUGAAUUUGGGAUAUAUGUUAAUUUGCUUCUGUAUACUUUUUUGAUACCAUAAGAAUUGCACUUAGAGGUAUUUUUAAAAUGAGAAAUUAGGAAUGGGAUCAAGAAGUGAUUUCUUUAUUAUGUUUUAUAGUUAAUAUGAAACCGUAUAUAUAAGGGCUCUCAGAGGUUUCCAGAAACCUUUUUUAGCAUAAGAACUUUUCAGUACUUAACCAUUUUGUUGUCACUGGUCUGCCAUAUUUGAUCUUAAUAUCUUUUACAAUUUUGUAUAUUUGUAUUUUAGCUCCUAGUACCUUCAGAUACCUCGUGAGCAUUCAUAAUUCAUAUUUAUUAUGCAUUCUAUGUAGAAUAUUAGCUUAACAGAACUAGCAUGAGUGGUUCUCUUCCUCAGGAUAAUAAU